Manihot esculenta (cassava) is the source of this 5403-nucleotide messenger RNA. RefSeq names its product putative disease resistance protein RGA1. The coding region runs from base 232 to 4608 and encodes 1458 amino acids. Gene Ontology annotation, biological process: defense response to other organism. The record is from RefSeq and is a predicted model, not a curated record. Lineage: Eukaryota; Viridiplantae; Streptophyta; Magnoliopsida; Malpighiales; Euphorbiaceae. The transcript is spliced from 4 exons. Gene Ontology annotation, molecular function: ADP binding.
UUUAACACUCUAAACGCAAAAGUAAGCAUACACAAAAGUUGAAACUUUAUAUCUCGAGGAUCACUUUCCUCCGGCUAUAGAUCCUCACAUCGUCUGCCUACUUCAAUCUCCGAUCACUGACUACAGAAGCUUCCUAGCCAGCAACACUAUCUCCUUUGAAAGUCAACUCAGACGCAAAAAUCCUCUUAUCUCUCCAUCGCUUUCCUAGUUUCUCUGUUCUUGGAAGUAACCAUGUCUUUUAUAGGACAGGCUGUGUCUUCCAUAGGAGAGUCUGCUCUGUCGUCUGUCUUUCAGUCUCUGUUAGAGAAGAUUGAGUGCCCUGAGUUUCUCAAGUUUGCUCGUGAGCGGCAAGUUCUUGAAGAAAUCAGGAAGUGGGAGAAGUUUUUUAGCGCAAUUCAAGUUGUUCUUGACGAUGCAGAGGAAAAGCAAAUGGAAGACGGGUUGGUGGAGAGCUGGCUAAGUGACCUCAAGAAUCUGGCUUAUGAUGUGGAGGACAUUUUGGAUGAAUUUGCCACCGAGUUAUUGCAACGUCGGUUGAAGGGAGAACGUCAAGCAAGUACAAGUAAGCUUCGGAAACUCUUUCAUUCUGUUACUGCUACUAUCAGUCCAGGAACUGUCAUCUUUAAUUCAACAAUGAUGUCCAUGAUGAAGGAGAUCACUACCAGAUUUCAAGAGAUAGCAAAAACGCAGCAAGACUUGGGUUUGAUGAAGAAAAAUGUUGGAGCUAUGCCCUCUAUUAAGGUAUGUGUACGACCGCCCAGUACAUGUUUGAAUCAUGAACCUGAAGUCUAUGGCAGAGAUGAAGAUAAGAGGAAGUUACUUGAUUUGGUUUUGAGGAAUGAAACAAGUGAUUUGAAAGUUGGAGUGAUACCCAUUGUUGGGAUUGGUGGUGUGGGCAAAACAACACUUGCUCGGCUUGUCUACAAUGAUGAGGCAUCACAACAACAGUUUCAGGUAAAAGCCUGGGUCUGUGUGUCUGAUGAGUUUGACAUUGUGAGAAUAACAAAGAGCAUUCUUGAGUCAAUCACUUUGAAGUCUUGUGAUCUAAAGGAGCUUAAUCAAGUUCAACUAAAACUGCAUGAUAAAUUAGCUGAAAAGAAGUUUUUGAUUGUUUUAGAUGAUGUAUGGAACAAGAAUUAUGAUGACUGGAAUGCCCUAUGUUCUCCAUUGAUGUAUGGAGCACCAGGAAGUAGAGUGAUCAUAACAACAAGGGAUGAAGCUGUUGCACGAACAAUGGGAAACAUGGAGUUUCAAACUUUAAGCUGCAUUUCUGAUGAAGGUUGCUGGUCCAUUUUUAUUGACCAUGCUUUUGGCAGGAGGAGAGUUGCAGGUCCAAAUUUAGAAGUCAUUUAUGAAAAGGUUAUUAAAAAAUGUGGUGGCUUGCCUUUGGCGGCAAGGACUUUGGGCGGCCUUCUACGCUCAAAACCAAUGGAGGAAUGGGAAAAUGUAUUGAAUAGCAAAAUCUGGAAUUUACAAGGUGGAGUCAACAACAUUCUUCCUGUGUUAAGAUUGAGUUACUAUCAUUUGCCUUCACAUUUAAAGAGGUGUUUUGCUUAUUGUGCAAUAUUUCCCAAGGACUAUGUAUUUCAAAAGAAGCAACUAGUCCUUCUAUGGAUGGCAGAAGGUUUAAUCCAGCAACAAGACAAUCAGCAUAUGGAGGAUGUAGGUGACGAGUAUUUUCGAGAUCUAUGUUCCAGAUCAUUUUUUCAGUCUUCAAGCACUGGUGGAUUCAUAAUGCAUGACCUUGUGAAUGAUCUAGCACAAUCUGUUGCUGGAGAGACAUGUUUCAGAUUAGAGGAUUCAUCAAUGGUCGGUCAACAAUUUGAAAAAGAAAAGGUUCGCCACUUCUCUUACACUUGCAGGUUUUAUGAUAGAAUUGAAAGAUUUGAACCUUUCCUUGGAAUCAAAUGUUUACGGACCUUCUUGCCCUUUUUACCGGAGGGAAACUAUGGAAGUCAUCAUAUUAUGCAUCUGUAUUACUUGGCGAGUUGCAUUCCUCCUGUUUUGUUGUCAAAGUUAAGAUGUCUAAGGGUACUAUCUUUUCGUUAUUACAAGAUCACCGAGCUACCAGAUUCCAUAGGUGACUUGAAGCAUCUAAGAUAUCUUGACCUUUCAUACACAAAUAUUGUAACUUUACCUGAGUCAACAACCUCUCUGUGCAACUUACAGAGUAUGCUGUUGAAAGGAUGUCAUAAUCUCAAGAAAUUGCCUUCAGAAAUGCAAAAUCUGAUCAACCUGCGUCAUCUUGAUAUUAAAGGUGUAAGAUUAGAUGAAGGAAUGCCGUUGGGAAUAGAAGAAUUGAGAGGUAUUCGUACAUUGUCUAAUUUUGUUGUUGAGAAAAGUAGUGAAGCUGGAAUAACAGCUUUGUUGAACUUAAAAUUUCUUCGAGGGGCACUCCGUAUUUCAAUGUUGCAGAAUGUGGCUAAUGCUUUAGAUGUAAGGGAGCCCAUCUUAAUGGACAAGGAGAGAAUAGAUUCUUUGGCAAUGGGAUGGGGAUUUCAGAAUACACCUGACGAAAGUCGAGAUAGAGAUGUACUUGACAGGAUGAAACCUCAUGAAAAUUUGAAAAAGCUGACCAUAAUUCAUUAUGGUGGUACUGAAUUUCCAUGGUGGGUUGGGGAUCCUGUAUUUCGAAAUCUGGUGUGCCUAAAAUUGGAGGAUUGCAAGAAAUGCACAACCUUGCCACAACUUGGACUUCUUUCCUCUCUCAAGAACUUGGUUAUUAAAAAGUUUCCCAACGUAACAUUGAUUGAUCGUGAGUUCUAUGGUGAGAGUAACUUGAAUCCUUUUCCAUCUCUUGAGACUCUGCAGUUCAAGAGCAUGCACAAAUGGGAUUAUUGGAAUACUUGUGGGGUUGAAUUCCCACGUCUGCGCGAGCUUUCCAUUGUUUGGUGUCCAAAACUUUCUGGACAAUUACCCAGUCAGCUGCCUUCAUUGCAAACUCUAGUGAUUGAACAAUGUUUGCAAUUAAUUGUUUCAUUACAAAGCCUUCCUGAAAUCUCUCACUUGGAAAUUGAAGGAUGUAGGAAGCUGGAAGUGGGUCGAGGCUUUAGCUCGGCAAACCUCAUGAAAGUUUAUGGAGAAUCAAUUUUUUUUCCACCAGAAGAGUUUAUGGAAGGUUUAAGAAAGUUAGAAAUGUUGACUAUUGGUCGUAAUGUUCAGGUCCAACCAUUUCUUUCUUGUCCAUGUAGUCCACAUUGGGUGCUUUUUGAGGGCAUCAUUGAAAAUGAAGAGUUGUUGCAGAAAGGCAUCAUUGAUAGUAAAAUUAAAAUUUUGGAAUUUAGAAGAUGUAAAAGCCUUGAUAAACUGCCCUCAUGGAUUCACAGCUUUAAGUCUCUUAGACAACUAUCAAUCGAAGGCUGCACAAGACUUGUUUCUUUGCCAGAAGCAAUGAUUUAUAGCAGUAUAUGUCUUGAAGUGUUGCAGGUUGAGAGGUGUGAUUCUCUUGUUUCCAUUGGAAGACACCAGCUACCUCCAACUGUAAAAAGGCUAGAGAUAAGUCGCUGCCAGAAAUUGCAAAGGCUGCUGCAUGAGGAGGUCAUCAACUACGAACUUAACUUGUCAAAUCUCCAGCAUAUUAAAAUUGAUGACUGUGGCUUUCUUACAUGUUUAGGCAAGUUGCCUCCUUCCCUUAAGGAUCUAGUUAUCACCUCUUUCGGAUUUGGCUUAGAAAUAGGUGCAAAGUUAGAGUCAAUAGCUGAAAGCUUCAACAACAACACAUCGCUUGAAUCUAUCAAGAUCGGAUAUCUUCCUAAGCUUAAAACUUUACCCGAGAACCUACACAUGCUCGGCAGUCUCCACGACAUUUGGAUAUAUAACUGUCCAAGUCUUGUUUCUUUCCCGCGUGGAGGGUUGCCUACCUUGCAUCUGAAAAGCCUUACAAUUGAUGACUGUGAAAAACUCAAGGCUCUUCCUGAUAACAUGUAUAAUCUCACAUCUCUUCAGGAAUUGACCAUAAAGAAUUGCCCAAGGCUUGUUUGUUUUCCUCGAGGAGUGUUGCCUACCGCCCAUCUGAAGAAACUUAGAGUUGAAUCAUGUGAGAAACUCAAGGCCCUUCCUCAUAACAUGCACAAUCUCACGUCUCUUCAAGAAUUGACUCUAAAAUACUGCCCAGGCAUUGUAUCCUUUCCAGAAGAAGGUUUCCCUACCAACCUGAGAUCACUUUGUAUUCAUAAGCUCGAGAUCCUUAAGCCUAUAUUUGGUUGGGGUUUGCACAGGCUCACAUCUCUCAAGAAACUCAGUGUUUCAGGCACAUGUCUUGGUGUGGUGUCCUUCCCACAGGAUGAGAUGAAUAUGAAGUUGCCUAGCUCUCUUACCAGCCUUACCGUUGAAGGAUUCCUAGACCUGAUAUAUCUUUCCAACAAAGGUUUCCAAAACCUCACAUCACUUGAAUAUCUGAGGAUUGAGAGAUGCCCUAAGCUUGCCUACUUUCCAAAGAAUGGUCUUCCUCCCUCUCUUCUGCAAUUGCAUAUCCACCACUGCCCUCUACUUCGACAAACAUGCCAGAAGGGUAAAGGAGGGAAGUCGGAAAACUCAGAACUAGCCCAGAUUCCUCUAGUUUUCCUGAUACCGACAUUGAAGAGGAAGAACGAUCAAAUUAAAGCUUAACCUCUAGAGCUUAUAUCGUCCAGUGCUUCAAAUUCCCUGGUUGUCCAUAUUACUGUAUACAUCAAGGAAUUGAGGAAUGGUGGCGACAACAUCAAGACUCGUGCUGAAUGCAUCUCCUGAAUUCUUGCACAUUAGCCACCUAUACCAUCGGCUUGUUGUAUGGUUUUUUAGAUCUAUGCCAUCUUUCUUCCACAAAUCCAAAGCCUCAAAUCUCAUAAAUAUUUUGCACAAUGUUACAUCCUAUUCAAGGAAGCAGCUACAAGCAUGCUCUGCUGAAACAAUGGUUUAAAGAGUGGACAACAGGAUUCAAGUCCAAAUAAUGGCAGCACAAGACUUCUAGAUCAAUGAAAGUAUUGGCGAGCAAAGUUUAAUUUCAUUUCCUCAGUUGAGAAAUGUGUCCUAUACCCAGUUAAAGCAUUUGAUUCCUCCAUCUCAAGAGCCAACAAGCUCAAGGCCUCACAAAGACUUGAAAUUAGGAUCUCAUCCCAGCAUCAUCUUGUCUCAUCAAGGUCCCCUUUCAUUGAUCAAAAACUUUGUAUCAGCAAAUCCUGGUGAAUUGUAGUGUGCAUUACUGAAUCCAUGACGAGGACAUGUAUAUUAAAAAGGAAAUGCUGUUACUGUUCUGUUUUUUCCUUGGGUUGCGAAGUUUUCUUCCCUUUUUUUUUUUUGUUUUUUAGUCUAAGGGGUUGUCAAGUUGACCAGCAUUUGUAGCAUUUUCUCUGCAACUAAUGAGGAAAACUGCUGCUUGAUUGCAGAAACAUUUUAUUUUAUUUCAUUUCUUGCAGCAUUGGAGGA